Messenger RNA from Xenopus laevis (African clawed frog), 1802 nucleotides. RefSeq names its product trans-2,3-enoyl-CoA reductase L homeolog (gene tecr.L). NCBI's taxonomy places the organism in Eukaryota, Metazoa, Chordata, Amphibia, Anura, Pipidae. The coding region runs from base 594 to 1634 and encodes 346 amino acids. The record is from RefSeq and is a predicted model, not a curated record. The transcript is spliced from 12 exons. Gene Ontology annotation, cellular component: endoplasmic reticulum membrane. Gene Ontology annotation, biological process: very long-chain fatty acid biosynthetic process; lipid metabolic process. Gene Ontology annotation, molecular function: very-long-chain enoyl-CoA reductase activity; oxidoreductase activity; oxidoreductase activity, acting on the CH-CH group of donors.
GUCCUGUUGCUUUGCGGUCUCUGGGUGGAGUGUAGGAGUGGACGUUGGUGUAACUGUGUGUGAAACUCAUCAGUCUUGCUCACAGAGGGUGUGAAACUUGGCAGCAUGUGGGGUCUCAGGCAGCGGGAGUCUCAGUAGAAGUACAGAAACCUGACAGAUGUGAAAAAGCCUAGUGAGUGAUAAAUUUAGAGUCCUGUUUCAUGUUCCAUCUGGAUACCAAGACAGGCUGUGUCUCCAACGGGGGAAGUGAGAGUUAACUUGAGUGAGUGAGCCUGGGAUGUCGGUGGAGAGUGAAAGGGAUUGUGAGAUGGAGGUGAGGGAGGAAUAGAGGUACAAAGACGGAAUCGACAAAGCAACUGCAACUUUGGAGACAUCACCUGAAGUUGUGGGAAAGGGGCUGUUUGAUUUCUUCUAUAUCGACUGAACUGGACAGUAGAGUGAGAGUUUUAUGAGACUGCUGUCUGAUACGUUAAAGAGUGUAAGGUACAGCUUCAAAAAUUAGACGGAACAAGGCAGCGUGUUUGGGGGAUACCUAGACGGAGUGUAAAAGAACAGUUCCUAGCAAGAACGUUGGGCGAACCUGCUUCGCAGCCAUGGAUAUGAACUCGGUGGUCUCAGAAAUGCGCCAGCCUGCCAAGGCCACUGCAGAGGCCUCAGCGGCCACCAAGCGCGCUACUCCUAAACCUGCCAAAAAAGCUAAACGUGCUACUGUUUAUUUUGAGGUGGAGAUCCUGGAUGCCAAAACGAGGGAGAAGCUGUGCUUCUUGGACAAGGUGGAGCCCCAUGCCACCAUAGCAGAUAUCAAGAACAUGUUCACCAAAUCCCAUCCUCAGUGGUACCCUGCACGGCAGUCGCUGCGGCUGGAACCCAAGGGAAGGUCACUAAAGGACGAAGACAUCCUACAGAACCUACCAGUGGGGACAACAGCCACCCUGUACUUCAGGGACCUAGGUGCGCAGGUCAGCUGGGUGACGGUGUUCCUCACAGAGUACGCUGGGCCUCUCGUUAUAUAUUUGCUGUUCUAUUUCCGAGUUCCUUUUAUUUAUGGUCCCAAAUAUGACUUCAUUACCAGCCGGCAUUCUGUGGUACACCUGGCCUGUAUCUGUCAUUCUUUCCAUUACAUUAAACGUCUGCUGGAGACCCUGUUUGUGCAUCGUUUCUCUCAUGGUACAAUGCCCUUCCGGAAUAUCUUUAAGAACUGUAUGUAUUACUGGGGGUUUGCAGCCUGGAUGGCUUACUAUAUAAACCAUCCACUAUACACACCACCGGCAUUUGGAGAACAUCAGGUGAAGCUGGCGGUCAUUAUAUUUCUGUUUUGUCAGCUGGGUAAUUUCUCCAUACACAUUGCAUUGCGAAAUCUGCGACCUGCUGGCUCCAAGACCCGUAAGAUUCCUUUCCCCACACGUAAUCCAUUUACAUGGCUGUUCCUAUUGGUUUCAUGUCCCAACUACACAUAUGAGGUUGGUUCUUGGAUGGGAUUUGCCCUCAUGACCCAGUGUCUCCCAGUCGCUCUCUUCUCCUUGGUUGGAUUCAUCCAGAUGACGAUUUGGGCCAAAGGCAAACACCGCAGUUACUUGAAGGAGUUCCGGGAUUACCCUCGUCUCAGGUCCCCCAUAGUUCCCUUUAUCCUGUAGGUUCACUCAUGGUUCCUUCUGUUCCUUCCUCUCCCUUUCUAACCCUGUUCUUAAAAUGACCGCAAUAUCCAGCUGUCUACAAAACCCUGGCCUCUAAACUCUUGCACUGAUAUAUGGAGCAUGGAGGGUUGGUGGUUCCCAGAUGGAAUAAAUGUGUCCUCUGUUGUA